AUGCGUGGUUCAUUUGGAUCUUCCCCUUCCCCUCUUGUUUUCUGUCUUGCUUACAUACCAAUAAUACCAAAAACUGGUUCAAUACUAAACCGGAUUUCUCUUCAACAAAUAGCAAUGUUUUCAACAAGUUUUGAGCCAGUUCAUAUCUGCUUUGAUGAUGCAACGAUAACCGGCGAUGAAAUCACAGAAAUUUUGGCGUUUCUUCAAUCAAGCAAUUCCGACAAUCCGAGCGGUUCAAACGAAUUGGUAGAACCAUUUGAUGAGAAGAAGCGAAGACGGACGAUGUCAAACCGGGAAUCAGCAAAGAGAUCGAGGUUGAGAAAGAAGAGACGUUUUGAGGACUUAACCGAAGAGGUAAACCGACUAAAUCUAAAGAACCAAGAGCUGAAAAAACAGCUGGCCAAUGUUUUGAGCAGUGGUAAUUUCUUAUCAAGGGAGAAUAACCGAUUGAAAACCGAAUCGGUUUGCCUUGAAAUAAGGCUUCUGGAGUUAUACCGGUUUUUGGUGGCCAUGCAAUCGCCAUUCUCAACGAGGUUAAGUUACAUAGAGCUCGAGAUUUAA
This is a messenger RNA of Thlaspi arvense, 561 nucleotides long. Lineage: Eukaryota; Viridiplantae; Streptophyta; Magnoliopsida; Brassicales; Brassicaceae. The record is from the annotation of a GenBank genome assembly.